This is a messenger RNA of Pochonia chlamydosporia 170, 1011 nucleotides long. Its product is annotated as cell cycle control protein. The coding region runs from base 1 to 1011 and encodes 336 amino acids. Gene Ontology annotation, molecular function: ubiquitin-protein transferase activity. NCBI's taxonomy places the organism in Eukaryota, Fungi, Ascomycota, Sordariomycetes, Hypocreales, Clavicipitaceae. The record is from RefSeq and is a predicted model, not a curated record. The transcript is spliced from 3 exons. Gene Ontology annotation, cellular component: SUMO-targeted ubiquitin ligase complex.
AUGGCGCGAACCCAGGACGAAGGGUUCGAGUCGACCCUGGAGGACGACCUCAUCGAAAUUCACGCCGAUCUUACAAAUCGAAACCAGAAUGGCCUCCAGGAUCUACUUAAUCCUCAACGGUCCUUCCAACCAAUUUCUCCGGUGCACCCUGAAAGGUUGCGACCUGGGCGGAGGAAUUAUCGUCGUCCGCCGCCAACACUGCCAAUGGCGCAGCGGUCACAGCCGCAAAGACCGCAAAGCAUUGUUGUUAUUGACUUGACAGAGGAGCCAGAUUCACCAGUUCGACAGAGACACUCGCAACCGCCGAGCCGAAUAGGACGAAAUCUGCGGCGGAAAAAUUCGCAACGAAUAGCAACACCAUCAUUGUCGAGAAGCGAUUCUACGUUUGUGGGACCAGAAGCCAGCGUUAUUGAUUUAACGACAGACUUGUCAAGAUCAAGUCGCUCAUUCAAACCAAGCGCACCGAUUACCUCUGGCCACAGUUUCUAUUCCAGUAUUGCUGGAUACGUUCAGCGGAUGGCCGAUCUCCUGGACACCAACUUCAUGAGGCGAAGCUCUGAUGUCGCCGCCAUUGGGUUUCCUCUCAAUUUCACCCCUAGGGAACCAAGUCCGGAGCCCCCUAUGGAGCCGACUCCUCCCUCACGUGAUGGCUUCACUCGAGAUACGUCUUCUACCGAAGAGAGGAUAGUGGUAUGUCCUGCUUGCAACGAUGAGCUUGCGUACGAUCCCACGGCAGCCGCACCGUUGCCAAAUGCAACUUCCGCAAAUGGCAGGAAAAGGAAACGCGCGCCAGGUGAACAUCAUUUCUGGGCACUCAAGAAAUGUGGGCAUGUAUAUUGCGCGGAUUGCUUCGAGAAUCGGAGACCAACGGAAUCAUCACCACAUGGAGUUGGCUUCCGACCGCCACCCGGCAAAACACGUAAUAUUCCACCAAAAGACAUUCGAUGCGCCGUGGUGAACUGUGAAACAAAGGCCGCUCUCAAAACCGAAUGGGUGGGCAUUUAUCUGUGA